AUCUUGCUAAAAUCACCAGAUGAGUUUGAAAUGGGCACUCAGACUGUGAGAUCAUCACAAAUUUAGACUAAAAGGUCAGGAGAGCACAUACACUUUACAGUUUUGUUGGCAAGUGGGUUGUGUGAUUGUAGAUGGCUUUUAGUUUAAAUUGUUUUGUAUGGCACUUGUUGUGAUGCAGUUCUCAUGUUAGGGCAAUCGGACACCUACCAUACUAUACUAUCACAUUAUUGAUUUGAUGAUGUUGUGUUGAAAGCAGAUGUCCUGAUUAAGUGUGCAUGUAAUAUCAUAGUUUGAAGUGUAGCAGUGGACUGUUUAUAUUGCAAGAUGUGGAUUAUGUAUAGAAGUUGCUUUUGUCUAUAAGAGGUCACAGACAUUGUGUUGUUCAAUCAUCAUUGACUUUUAUGGAAGGAUAUCUUGUUUGGGUGUCUGCUGCAAUGAGUUCAUAAAUGACGUACAGGGUAGCUUAUCUUUGAUGGUUUGUGGGUCAUUGCAAUUAGAAUGUUUGCAGAGAAGAGCAGAGAAGACGGUGGUUUCUAUGACAAUAGAGACACAAACUGUUUGGUAGCAAGUUGAUAAGGGAAGAGUUGGCUGAGGGAAAGUGUUUGAGACCAUGUUUGGUAGGCUAUCCGUAAAGACAUCAGAUUUUAUGGAAAUGUCUUGUGUUGCUAACUAUAGCUAUAUCUGCUAGUCGGAUGUGAGGGUGUGUGAGGAGGAGUAUAUAAGAGCAAGCUCACCAGCUCACUUCAUCAGUAUCGAGGAUAUCGGUCAUCAUCAUGUUUUCAUUUUUUGUGACAGUUCUUGUGCUCAUUCAAGUCAUUGCUACUUGUGCUGGUCAAAGUGUGUCAGAUGAGAGAAAUCAGCAGACAUGUGUGUCUGCUGGUGUACCUGGAGUACCUGGAUCACCUGGAGUUAAUGGAUUACCUGGACGAGAUGGAAUGAAAGGAGAAAAGGGGAUGAACGGAGAGAAAGGAUUAGUUGGAGAUACUGGUGCACAAGGAAUAAAAGGAGAAGAAGGAAGGAAAGGAGAAGGAUUAAAGGGAGAAAGAGGAUUAGUUGGACUACCAGGAGAUGUCGGUGGUAAAGGUAAUGCUGGGAAGAUAGGUCCACAAGGUCCACGAGGGAUAAUUGGAGAAACAGGAAGGAAAGGAGAGAAAGGAGAAGCUAUGACACUCAACUGGAAACAGUGUGUGUGGAAUAGAGAGGAUAGGAAGGACAGCGGUCUGAUUCAGAACUGUAAUUUUAGGAAACAUGACAGCAAUUCAGCUUUACAUGUUGCAUAUGCAGGAAAUCUCAGGGUUUACUGCUCCAGUGGUGCUUGCUGUUCUCGAUGGUAUUUUACAUUCAACGGUAACGAGUGCAGUGGACCUAUGACUAUUGAGGGAGUUGUGUAUAGUAGACUGCAUGAUAAUCCUCACCGUCACAGACAGAUUGAGGGAUACUGUGAGAACAUUCCAGCAGGUCAAGUCACAAUUGGAUUCAACAUUGGAAACUGUAGAUAUACAUCAACAACGUAUAAUGGCAAUACAGGAUGGGCAUCAGUAUCUCGCAUUAUGAUUGCAGAAAUUUCUCCAUCACAAAAGUGACUGAAUUAGAGAGAAAUUAGAACUUGUGUUUAGUAUAGUUUGCAGUACAUACAGUACGAGGUAGCUGAAGUAGGAGGCUGGAUUGCUGAAAUUAUGUCCAUUGUUUUUCUUGGCUGUAUGUGAAUGUAUGCCUCUAUGCAUGUGAGGUAGCGCGCAAAUGAUGAAGUACUAUACUAGUCUUAGACCAAAUAAUGCAAAUAGAC
Corticium candelabrum is the source of this 1786-nucleotide messenger RNA. Its product is annotated as collagen triple helix repeat-containing protein 1-like. The record is from RefSeq and is a predicted model, not a curated record. Gene Ontology annotation, cellular component: extracellular matrix. The transcript is spliced from 3 exons. The coding region runs from base 774 to 1583 and encodes 269 amino acids. NCBI's taxonomy places the organism in Eukaryota, Metazoa, Porifera, Homoscleromorpha, Homosclerophorida, Plakinidae.